This is a messenger RNA of Brassicogethes aeneus, 5785 nucleotides long. Lineage: Eukaryota; Metazoa; Arthropoda; Insecta; Coleoptera; Nitidulidae. The record is from the annotation of a GenBank genome assembly.
AUGGGGGGCGCUAGCGCGGCUGGAGGACACGGCCCGUCCUCCCUCUUCCUCUUCUCGGAGGAGAACCUCAUCCGUAGAUACACGCGCUUCAUCAUCGAGUGGCCAUAUCCUUUUGAAUAUGCCGUGCUUUUGACAAUCAUAGCCAACUGUGUAGUGCUGGCGCUGGAGGAGCACCUGCCCAAUCACGACAAGACUGCAUUAGCACAAAAACUAGAAAAAACAGAAGUUUACUUUCUGGGGAUAUUUUGCGUUGAAGCCUCAUUAAAAAUUUUAGCCUUAGGUUUUGUUUUACAUAGAGGAUCAUAUCUUAGAAACAUUUGGAACAUUAUGGAUUUUUUUGUCGUGCUAACAGGGUUUCUGACGUUGUUCCCACAGGAGAUCAUAGCAGUGGACCUGCGCACGUUGCGGGCUAUUCGAGUGCUAAGACCUCUCAAGCUAGUCUCUGGCAUCCCUAGCCUGCAGGUCGUCCUGAAGUCUAUCAUAAAGGCUAUGGCUCCAUUGCUGCAAAUUGGAUUGUUGGUAUUGUUUGCUAUUGUGAUCUUUGCUAUUAUCGGAUUGGAAUUCUAUUCGGGAGCAUUACAUCGGACGUGCUAUAGCCUUUACGAUAUAGAUGAAAUAGUGAAAGAGGGCGAAGAAGAGGUGCCUUGCAACACGGAUAAUGAGACACAGGCAAAGUCGCAGGGAAGCAAUUGGUGCCGCGACGGGAACUCCGUGUGCCUGGAACGGUGGCAGGGACCCAAUAAUGGCAUCACUUCCUUCGACAACAUUGGCUUCGCCAUGCUUACCGUCUUCCAGUGUAUCACCAUGGAGGGAUGGACCAGCAUUCUUUAUUGGAUGAAUGACGCUGUGGGAAGUUAUUUCAACUGGAUGUAUUUUGUACCACUCAUUGUUUUGGGUUCUUUUUUCAUGUUAAAUUUAGUUCUUGGUGUCCUCAGCGGUGAAUUUGCCAAAGAAAGAGAAAAGGUAGAAAAUCGGCAAGAAUUUUUAAAAUUAAGAAGAGCAGCACAACUAGAACGAGAACUAAAUGGUUAUGUACAAUGGAUAUGCAAAGCAGAGGAAGUUAUUUUGGCGGAAGAGCGAACAACAGAAGAAGAAAAAUUACACAUAAUGGAAGCUAGAAGAAGGGCGGCAAAGAAAAAGAAACUGAAAAAGAUGGGAAAAAGCAAAAGUACCGAUACGGAGGAAGAAGAGCAAGAGGAAGAAGUCGGCGAUGAUGUGUUGUUGGCAGGAUUCGGCAGGACUUCCUACAUGAAAUCACGAGCACAGGGUCCUGGUGGAUGCGCCAGUUUUUGGCGUGCCGAAAAGCGUUUCCGAUUCUCCAUCAGGCACAUGGUUAAAACGCAAUGGUUCUAUUGGUCAGUCAUCAUGUUGGUUUUCUUUAACACCUUUUGUGUGGCGGUCGAGUACCACGGACAACCGCAAUGGCUAAGUGACUUUUUGUAUUAUGCUGAAUAUGUAUUCUUGGGCCUGUUCAUGUCUGAAAUGUUUAUCAAAAUGUACGCAUUGGGGCCAAGAAUAUAUUUUGAAUCGGCUUUUAAUCGUUUUGACUGCGUCGUCAUUUCCGGUUCCAUAUUCGAGGUAAUCUGGUCGGAAGUCAAAGGCGGUUCCUUCGGCCUUUCUGUGUUGAGAGCGCUUAGGCUACUCAGGAUAUUUAAGGUGACCAAGUACUGGUCUUCGCUCCGAAACCUGGUGAUAUCGCUGCUCAAUUCGAUGAGAUCCAUUAUUUCUCUGUUGUUCCUUCUGUUCUUGUUCAUUCUUAUAUUCGCAUUGCUCGGCAUGCAACUUUUUGGCGGGCAAUUCAACUUUGAGGAGGGUACUCCUCCGGCUAACUUCAACACCUUCCCGAUAGCACUAUUAACAGUAUUUCAAAUUUUGACGGGUGAAGACUGGAAUGAGGUCAUGUACAAUGGAAUAGAGGCUCUAGGUGGACCAAACGGGGGCAUGAUAUACUCCCUUUACUUUAUAAUCCUUAUGUUGUUCGGAAACUACACUUUGCUCAACGUUUUCUUGGCUAUCGCCGUAGACAAUUUGGCGAACGCCCAAGAACUGACCGCUGCAGAAGAAGAACAGGCUGAGGAAAAUAAAGAAAAACAGGCUAUGGAGUUGGAAAAGGAAAUGGAAACUCUAACUAUGGAGGGUUCGAAUCCGGGAAUAGAUGUGAUGUCAUCCAGUCCGGUUAGAAGAAAAAAGAAAGACGACAAGCCUCCUGACGAAGAAGAGGAAAUCGUUGGCCCAAAACCUAUGCUGCCAUACACUAGCAUGUUUAUCCUAUCAUCUACAAAUCCCAUUCGAAGAGGCGCCCAUUGGGUUGUAAAUCUGCGCUACUUUGACUUUUUCAUUAUGGUGGUCAUUUGCCUAAGUUCGAUGGCGUUGGCUGCCGAGGACCCGGUUGUGGAGAAAUCGUUUCGCAAUAACAUCCUCGAUAAAUUUGAUUACGCCUUCACCGGCGUCUUUGCCGUCGAGAUGUUCCUCAAGAUCGUCGAUUUAGGCGUGAUCCUGCAUCCCGGCGCAUACCUUAGAGAAUUCUGGAACAUCAUGGACGCCGUUGUCGUCAUAUGCGCCCUCGUCUCCAUGGGAUUUGAUUUUGCGCAAAGUUCAGCUGGUGCAAAUUUGUCCACAAUCAAAUCUCUGCGAGUGCUUCGAGUGUUAAGACCUUUAAAAACAAUUAAACGAGUGCCGAAAUUAAAAGCAGUGUUCGACUGUUUAGUGAACUCGUUAAAAAAUGUGAUAAACAUUCUUAUAGUGUAUAUAUUAUUCCACUUUAUAUUUGCUGUGAUCGCCGUUCAGUUGUUCAACGGAAAAUUUUUUCAUUGUACUGAUGGUAGUAAAUUUACCGAAUCUACGUGCCAGGGUCAGUAUUUUGUAUAUGAAGAGGACAGCGAUGUACCUCGAGUAGAAAGCCGGAUAUGGAGCGUUCAAAAAUUUCAUUACGAUGACGUUGCGAUGGCUAUGUUGACUCUUUUUGCUGUGCAAACUGGAGAAGGCUGGCCGCAGGUUCUACAAAAUUCUAUGGCUGCCACUUAUGAGGAUCAAGGCCCUAUACAAAAUUUUCGAAUAGAAAUGUCCAUUUUCUACAUUGUAUAUUUUGUAGUGUUUCCAUUUUUCUUUGUAAAUAUAUUCGUAGCCUUGAUCAUCAUUACCUUUCAAGAACAGGGUGAAGCUGAACUACAAAGUGGUGAAAUUGACAAAAAUCAAAAAUCUUGUAUAGAUUUUACAAUCCAAGCACGUCCAUUAGAAAGGUAUAUGCCAAACAAAAGGAACGGCUUUAAGUAUAAAAUUUGGCGAGUCGUUGUCUCCACGCCUUUCGAAUAUUUCAUCAUGAUGCUUAUCGUUUUUAAUACAUUAUUGCUGAUGAUGAAGUAUGACAAGCAAGGCGAUACCUACACCUAUACGCUUAAGUAUCUCAACUGGGGCUUUACUGGCAUGUUCACGGUGGAGUGCAUCCUCAAGAUUCUUGCAUUCGGCGUGCGGUACCACGAGUCUCCGCCCUUACUGUCCGACAUCCUGGCGGCAAUGAAUAUUCUCUUUACUUUUCUCUUCUUAUGUGAGACAGUCCUCAAGCUGAUUGCCUUCGGUAUUAAGAAUUUCUUCAAAGACCCAUGGAACACAUUCGACUUUGUGACAGUGGUGGGGAGUAUAGUUGAUGCGAUGGUCGUUGAGUUUGGUGAGAGGGCUGCCAAAAUGGCCAAAGAAAGGGAAAAUUUUAUCAACGUUGGAUUUUUGCGGUUAUUUCGUGCUGCCCGUUUAAUAAAACUAUUGCGUCAAGGGUAUACGAUAAGAAUACUGCUUUGGACUUUUGUUCAAAGUUUUAAAGCUCUUCCAUACGUUUGUCUUCUUAUCGCCAUGCUGUUUUUCAUCUAUGCUAUCAUAGGAAUGCAGGUGUUUGGAAAUAUUGCGGAAAUGCCAAAUGAAUCUAUUACCCGCCAUAAUAAUUUUCGAAACUUCAUUCAAGGAUUAAUGUUAUUAUUUAGAUGUGCUACCGGAGAAAAUUGGCCAAGCAUCAUGUUGUCCUGCAUAAAGAACCAACCGUGUGAUCCGAAUUCAGGAAAAGAAGCAAAUACUUGUGGUUCAAACUUAGCCUACAUGUAUUUUGUAUCUUUUAUAUUCUUUUGUUCGUUUUUGAUGUUAAAUUUAUUCGUUGCCGUUAUUAUGGAUAAUUUCGAUUAUUUGACAAGAGAUUCUUCUAUAUUGGGCGCUCAUCAUCUCGAUGAGUUUGUCAGGAUAUGGGCGGAAUAUGAUCCCAACGCAACGGGGAAAAUACAUUAUAGCGAAAUGUACGAUAUGUUGAAAAAUAUGGAUCCCCCCCUAGGGUUUGGAAAUAAGUGCCCAAAUAGAUUAGCAUAUAAAAAAUUAAUUCGAAUGAAUAUGCCGGUGGAUAACGAAGGAAAAGUUAAUUUCACUACAACUUUAUUUGCUCUCAUUCGUGAAAAUCUUAAUAUUAAGAUGCGAACAGCUGAAGAAAUGGACCAAGCUGAUGCAGAACUAAAAGAGACAAUCAAAAACAUCUGGCCGCUUCAAGCCAAGAACAUGGUGGAUUUGUUAGUUCCCCCAAAUGACCAAUUAACUGUGGGAAAAUUAAGCGUUGGAAAAAUCUACACGGGCCUCUUGAUACUAGAGAGUUGGCGGAGCACCAGGUUCGGACAACUGGAACCUACAGGACUGCCGAAAGCGUCGUUUUUUGACUGCCUCAUGGACAUGGCGGGACAAUUGGGCGGCGGCAGUCGUACAGGGUCUCUGAGUCUAGAGGGCGCCCCCCUCAUGGGGGCCCAAGAGCAUACUGAGCAUGCCCACGAGGAGAGCUCGCUAGCCACCUUGGCCAGGAGAAGCACUAAAAGAAAUCGGUCCAUAAGGAAUUCAGGUUAUGGAUUUGCAAGAUGUACUCGGAUCGCGUAGGCCGUCAGUAGACAGUUUAGGUGACCAACAACAUCUGCAUCCUGGAUUUGGAAAUUCACAUCAUAGAUCUCCAAGUCUAAGACGAGGAAAUUCUCCGUCCCUCCAAAGAAGUCCUUCGCCACGAAGAAAGUAUCAGCUUCAUCAUGACAUUGGCUUUUCGGACACCGUUUCCAAUGUUGUCGAAAUCGUUAAACAUGAGCAUCAGCGAAGUCACAGAAGAUACGCUAGAGGCUCGUGGUCGGCUUCAACGAGUCCGGCCCGGUCGCCAUCGCCCACGGGCGGGCGUCAUAACUCACGGUACGGGCCGAUAAGGUCGUCACGACGCAACUACGGUACCACCAGCCUUUGCCAAAGGUCGAGAAGUCCAAGCCCCGUGGGACACCAUGUCCCGCACCAACAAGGACCACCCAUAAUAGCGGGUGCGGUGGUCGGCAUCCCGAUGCAGCAAAGUGCCGUGCACCAGAGCAGCAUGCAACACAGCCAUCCCAUGCUGGGCGGCAGAAGGGGACAAGGCAGGCGGCUGCCGCCAACGCCUUCUAAACCUUCCACUCUCCAGCUGCGACCUGCCAUCAUAAACUUUCCAAAACUGAACGCUUCCCCAACACAUCAGCAGUUGGUGACUCAGUCGGCGCAUACGACGCCACACACGAUGCCGCACAGUUUUCCUCGCGAUCGUUCGGAACCGUUCCGAGAGAUGACGCCGGCGUCGGCAGCCAGCGUGGCGAAUCCGACGGCAGUAGGCCGCGACAACAACCAGACGCCGCUAAGUUUCGAGCAGGCCAUGGCGAUGGGCAGGGGCGGCAGGAUGCUCCCCUCGCCUGUCCCCAACGGCUACAAACCGAAACCCACCAGGUCGAGGCACUCCGAUUCGGACGACGACGACUGGUGCUAG